AUGGUCACUCACAAGACCAUUCCGCCCCUCGCUCGCGGCGACUCGAAGCCCAUCGACGCGAAUAAGCCCUUCAUUGUUCGAGACCUGCCAGCAGAACUUCGCAAUCAGAUCAUAAGCUAUCUGGUUGACUGCCACCGACAAUCACCCAUCAUCAGACUACCGGGUGCUUUCUUCACUCGUAUAGGCACACAAGCGCACUGGUUUCGGAAGAUUGUACUCGACCUGUGCCUUCUGACAACACCAAAACUUUAUCGAAGCCUUGCACACCCUGACCGAGUUAAAGAUGGUGCACUCGAGCGAUUCGAGAUCACGCCUCUUCUGCACGCGAUCUGGAACUUGGAUCUAAGUGUCGGCGUCUCUCUCGUCAACACUAGGUAUUUCCCUCCUAUUCAUGGACUCACGGAUUUGAACCUCAAUGCCCCGUCUACGAGUGCUAUCUUCAAGUCUAUACUAGGAGGUCAGUUGGAGCUACGAAAGUAUGGCCGGCUGCUGUACGCAGUUACUAUAUACGGAGACAGUUCCGGAGGCGAGAUCAGUUGGGGGACUACCAAUCUUUGCUGCGAUCCCCCGGAUAUGAUGAUUCGAGAGUUACUUCCAGACAUUGUUCCAGAUCUGCAUCACAUCUCUUGGUUUACCACGGAAGAUGGCGGAGCACGAUUACGAGUGCACAAGCGGGAAAAGGCCCUGGCUCUACUCGACCUGCCACAGCCAAUAUUCAGGGAUAUAAUCAUUCGGGUUGUGCGUCCUACCGAAGGCUUUGUGAUCGACUUGGAUAAGGAUACGGAAUUCAACUGUGGUAUCAUCCAUGUUAACAAGGACAUCUAUCACGCCAGUUUCGAAUUAAUCUUGACAACAAACUGUGUACACACUGGUUUCGACGGAUUCAAGAACUCACGGAGAUUUCUGAGGAAGACUUUCGACUCUUACCGUUAUCCUAGUGAUUCAUCGCACCCGAAGACCCUUAUGGUUAGCCCGUUCGAACUGAAUACGAUGAAAUACACCCUCAAACUUGAGGUGCAAGGCCCCAUCUUAUUGGACGAUGUCCGCAUCAACAUACUGCCCUUUGUCAUGGAAACGGCGAUAUCAGGUCCAUGGAAGGGAGAUGAACUCACGAUUCAGGUUCGGAGUACCGACUGCAGCGGAGCCUCUACCAUGGCUGCUUCGCAUACGUUGGGACUUCAAGAGCUUCGUAUCAACAUCCUCACCGCCUUGAUGAAGUCCUUCUACUUGGAAAAAGAGAGGCAAAUCGUACCUGAUUGCUGGAUCAAUAGCUUUGGGCAAGUCGUGCAAGUCGUGCAAGUCGAGGACGCUCAGGAUAUUGCCGGCGAAGCAUGGGAGUUGACCUCCCAUCUUGUCGAAAACGAUUGUGAGAUAGAUCAUGGCUGUUGGGAAACCGAGAACUGCUUCGACGUUCUCGAACUGCACCCUCUCGACAGGCAGUACCGACGUGGCGAUGUCCAUCCUGGCUGCACCAUCAACGGCAAACAAUUCUUUCCGUUUCAGCAAGAUCCAGAGGAGAUCAUGCGCUAUCUUAUGCACAACAUUAACGACCACAAGGUGUUUGACUUUGCGAGUGCGACGAUUGUAAUGAUCACCGAGGACGAUGAGGUUGGUCAGGACUGGUAG
Messenger RNA from Alternaria burnsii, 1626 nucleotides. RefSeq lists its product as uncharacterized. NCBI's taxonomy places the organism in Eukaryota, Fungi, Ascomycota, Dothideomycetes, Pleosporales, Pleosporaceae. The record is from RefSeq and is a predicted model, not a curated record. Bases 1 to 1626 code for a protein of 541 amino acids. The transcript is spliced from 4 exons.